AGAAGAAGGAGGAAGAGGAAGACAGAGAAGAAGAAGGAGAAGGAUUCACGAUGAAGGUGUGCGUGCUGCUUCUGGCUCUCCCGGUGCUGCUGAGCGUCUGCGUGGCCCGGUCUCCGUACCAGGCGGUUCUGCAGCACAGCCGCAUCAGAGGCAGAGCGCAGGGACCGAAUGUUUGUGCCAUGCAGCAACUUAAAGGCACCAACAAGAAAUACUUCACCAACUGCAAGCAGUGGUACCACCGCAAGAUCUGUGGGAAGCCCACGGUGAUCACCUACGAGUGCUGUCCUGGUUAUGAGAAGAUUCCUGGAGAGAAGGGCUGUCCAGCUGCGCUGCCUCUGGUGAACAUCUACAACACGCUCGGCGUUGUGGGGGCCACCACCACCCAGAUGUACUCUGAGCGAGCCCAGCUGAAGGAGGAGGUGGAGGGGCCGGGCAGCUUCACCUUCUUCGCCCCGAGCAACGAGGCCUGGGCCGCCCUGCCGACGGAGAUCCUGGACGCCCUGGUGAGCAACGUGAACAUCGAGCUGCUGAACACUCUCCAUUACCACAUGGUGACUGGGCGGCUGACCUCUGAGGAGCUGAGGCACGGCUCCUCCUUCGUCUCCAUGUACCAGGGCUUCCACGUCCACAUCCACCACUACAACAACGGGAUCGUGACGGUGAACUGCGCCCGGCUGAUCAAACCCGACCAGCACGCCACCAACGGCAUUGUGCACGUGGUGGAUCGCGUCAUCACCGCCGUCUCCAACAGCAUGCACACGUUAAUCGACGUGGACGACGACCUGGAGACGCUGGGCAUGGCGAUCGCCGCUGCCGGUCUGACCAGCCUGCUGGAGAACGAGGGCCAGUACACCAUCUUCGCCCCCACCAACGAGGCCUUCGAGAAGAUUCCGAAGGAGACCCUAAACCGGAUCCUGGGAGACCCCGUCGCUCUGAGAGACCUGCUGAACUACCACAUCCUGAAGGAUAUGCAGUGUGCCGAGUCAAUUGUGUCAGGGACCCCGAUGGAGACCCUGCAGGGCACCGUGCUGGAGGUCGGCUGUGAUGGAGAUCAGAUGACCCUGAAUGGCAGGGCCAUCAUCUCCAAGAAAGACCAUCUGGGAACCAACGGAGUCAUCCACUACAUCAAUGAGCUGCUCAUCCCAGACUCAGCCAAAGUUCUGCUGGAGCUGGCAGAUGGUUCAUCCGUUGCCACGGCAUCCAAACUGUUCGUGGAGGCGGGCUUGUCCUCCCAUCUGACGGGCUCCGAGGCUCUAACCAUGUUGACCCCUCUGGACGACGCCUUUAAAGGAAGAGACACCACCAUGACCCCCGACCUGAGGAAGCUGAUGACCAACCACAUCCUAAAGGGGCAGCUGUCAUCCAAGUCUCUGUAUGACAGCCAGGAGCUGGAGACACUAGGAGGCAUCAAGCUCCGAGUAUUCGUCUACAGAAACAACCUCUGCAUAGAGAACGCUUGCAUUGCGGCCCACGAUAAGACGGGCCGGUACGCCUCCAUGUUCACCGUGGACAAAGUGCUCGCCCCCCCGAUGGGGACCGUCAUGGACGUCCUGAAAUCAGAGAGCCGCUUCAGUGUCCUGGUGGGGGCCGUGCAGACCGCCGGGAUGACGGAGCUGCUCAACCAGCAGGGGGCGCUGACCCUCUUCGCUCCGACCAAUGAGGCCUUCAGCGCGCUGCCCCCCGCCGACCUCAGCCGGCUGAUGCGUGACCCUCAGCAGCUGUCCACCCUGCUCAAGCUGCACCUGAGUGAAGGCAUUUUGGUCAGCGGAGGAGUUGCAUCCCACAGUAGAGUGCAACCUCUGGAGGGAGAGAAGCUGGAGCUGGGCGUGCGUAACUACACGGUGUACGUCAACAAGGUCCCGGUGGCCCACGCAGACCUGAUGGCGACCAACGGAGUCGUGCACGCCGUGAACGCCGUCAUCAAACCAUUGCCUCCGAAGGUGGACCGACAACAGAACGAUGGACCCGCGGCGGCCUCCUCCAGGGUCGACACCAAGAGCUUCAGGAACAACGAGAUGUUCCAGAAGGUCGUCCGCAGUCGCUCUAGUAGGACGAUGACCCAGUAGAUCCCAGCAGAACAUCUGACAAACCAGAGGAACCCAGAGGAACCUCUGAGAAACAAGUAGAACCCAGCAGAGCCUCAGACGAAGAAUUAUAACCAAGCACAACCUGUGAGGCACAAGUAGAACGCAGCAGAACCUCAGGUAAACCAAUAGAGUCCAGCGGAACCUCUGAGGCACAAGUAGAACCUUGCAGAACUUCUGAAAAAAACAAUAGAACGCAGCAGAACCUCACACAAAGAAUUAUAACCAAGCACAAUCUGUGAGGAACAAGUAGAACCCAGCAGAACCUCUGAGGAACCAGAGGACCCCCUCCCUCACACCCAAAGUUUUUAAACACAGCUUGUUCUGUUUGUUCCUUCAUUGAGUCAAACCAUGAUUAUAACAACUGAUGAAAUAUGAUUGAUUAUUGGAUCAUGAUCAAUCACAGUGAUCGGUUAAAGGGAUCUGUUACAGUGAUCAGUUACUGGAACCAAUCAGAAGGUUCAGUUACAGGCAUAAAUAAGUGAUCAGUUACCGUGAUCAAUCACAGUGAUCAAAACGCUGAUUUCUUCCCAUCACAUUAAAAGGUCAAAGGUCACUCAGCUGAAAGUGACUGAUCGUUAUUGUCACUGAUUAAUACUCGUUAAUCACUGUGAGAGGUUCUCGGGGGGAUUUGUUCACAUGGUGAAAUAAAGUUUCUUUUGUUAUCUUGUUUUUUGAAUAAAGGAAGACAUUCAAAGAGACAUUUGUCUUUGAAUGUUUACACACCGGCAUCCUGACCACAGUCAAUCAAUGCAGAAUGUAGAGCAUUAUUAUGGGAUGUCUGAUAACUCUGGUGCAGAGGGGGUCAGGUGACAGAAGUUCACUUCAGAUGAAGCGUUAAUACGUUUUGAUUCCCUCAGAGCAAGAGUCAUGUGACACUUUUCCUCUACGCUUUGUCUUUACUGUAAAAAUAAAAACGUCACGACGUAAAAACUU
Molecule: messenger RNA, 3020 nt
Organism: Pungitius pungitius (ninespine stickleback)
Lineage: Eukaryota; Metazoa; Chordata; Actinopteri; Perciformes; Gasterosteidae
Gene: tgfbi
Product: transforming growth factor, beta-induced
Exons: 17
Coding region: 51-2066 (671 amino acids)
Biological process (GO): cell adhesion; extracellular matrix organization
Cellular component (GO): extracellular matrix
Molecular function (GO): cell adhesion molecule binding
Source: RefSeq, a predicted model, not a curated record